GAUAGUUUUAUCUCUUAAAAGUUUUUGCUGUAGACCUAAGACGCAAUCGGAUAUUUCGAAAUUAUUUUUCAACAAGACUACGGACGCACACAACAUAUACAAAAGGCUAACAAACCGUCUCCACUCAGAAUCGUUUUAUUCGUGCACAGUGAUAUGAUUUCAUCAAAUUCAAAUUUAACACCACACAUUGCAGUGAUCCAUUAGUAAUUGGACAGUAGAUCRUCACCCACUUACCCGCUUUUUAUAUCAAUAAUACUGACAAAACAAAAUGGUGAUUAAAAUUAUCAUCAUCGGAGCUGGAGCUGGUGGUACAGCAGCUGCUGCUAGACUUAGCAAAAAAGGAUUUCAAGUAGAAAUUUAUGAAAAAAAUGCAUAUAAUGGAGGAAGAUGUUCACUAAUUUAUCAAAAUGGACAUAGAUUUGAUCAAGGUCCAUCAUUGUAUCUGAUGCCUAAAAUAUUUGAGGAGACAUUUGAAGAUUUGGGAGAGGACAUUAAAAAUCACAUAGAGUUAUUGAAAUGUCCAUCUAAUUACAGUGUACAUUUUCACGAUGGGGAAACAUACGAACUUACCACAGAUAUAUCAAAAUUAUCUCGUUCUAUUGAAAAAUACGAAGGUAGUGGUGAAUUGACAUUAACUAAUUUUUUGAGCUAUUUAAAGGAAACUCAUGUACACUAUCAAAGGAGCGUUAAAGUUGCACUAAAAACUGAUUUCCAACAUUGGUAUGACUUUUUCAAUCCAAAACAUAUACCAGACGUAAUCCAACUACAUUUAUUGGACACUGUUUACAACAGAGUUUGUAAGUAUUUCAAGAGCGACUACAUGAGAAAGGCGUUUUCGUUCCAGACUAUGUACUUAGGGUAA
Diuraphis noxia (Russian wheat aphid) is the source of this 862-nucleotide messenger RNA. RefSeq lists its product as uncharacterized. Gene Ontology annotation, molecular function: oxidoreductase activity. Gene Ontology annotation, biological process: carotenoid biosynthetic process. The record is from RefSeq and is a predicted model, not a curated record. NCBI's taxonomy places the organism in Eukaryota, Metazoa, Arthropoda, Insecta, Hemiptera, Aphididae.